Fusarium oxysporum Fo47 is the source of this 714-nucleotide messenger RNA. Its product is annotated as 3-oxoacyl-reductase. NCBI's taxonomy places the organism in Eukaryota, Fungi, Ascomycota, Sordariomycetes, Hypocreales, Nectriaceae. The record is from RefSeq and is a predicted model, not a curated record. The transcript has 3 exons. Bases 1 to 714 code for a protein of 237 amino acids. Gene Ontology annotation, molecular function: oxidoreductase activity, acting on the CH-OH group of donors, NAD or NADP as acceptor.
AUGCAAGAUCUCAAAGGCAAAGUUAUUGCCGUCACGGGUGCAGCAUCCGGAAUUGGUCUUGCAACUCCUCAACUGCUGUUCUCAGUCGGAGCCAAGUUAUCCUUGUCUGAUAGAUCACCCAUUCCACUUGAGAAAGCCACCCAAGCCCUUCUCGCCGCGCACCCAACCCGUGAUAAGCAAUACAUCAUGACAGCAGAGGUCGAUGUUAUAUCCAGCGCUCAAAUUACAUCCUGGAUCGAGGAGACUAUGGGCAAGGGCAAGAUCCGCGACCUGGCCGAUGAUAGCUGGGCUUUGUGUGUGGGCAUCAAUGCCACGGGUGUCUUCUACUCCAUGCGAACUAAGCUCAAUGCCAUGAUUAACGGCAGGAGCAUUAUCAAUCUGGCAAGUCUGGCUAGUCUAAUAGCAGUCCCUAGAGCUACAGAAUUCUCGGCCUCGAAGCAUGCAGUGGUUGGUCUUACAAAAACGGGAGCCAGAGAAGAGGGCCCAACUGGCAUCAGAGUGAAUGCAGUCGCACCUGGCACGAUAGAUACUGCAAUGACUCAGAAUGCUCCCCUGGAGUUUAUAGCAUUUCUGAAAGAAAGGGUUGCAAAGCAGCCCAUCUCAAGACAGGGACGAGCCGAGGAGGUUGAGGCGUUGAUUUGCUUUCUUCUCAGUGAAAGUUUGUCUUUUAUAACUGGUCAGAUUAUUCGCAUUGAUGGGGGGUUUUCAGUGUAA